Molecule: messenger RNA, 1521 nt
Organism: Penicillium cosmopolitanum
Lineage: Eukaryota; Fungi; Ascomycota; Eurotiomycetes; Eurotiales; Aspergillaceae
Product: putative chromosome segregation protein (Pcs1)
Exons: 3
Coding region: 1-1521 (506 amino acids)
Biological process (GO): meiotic sister chromatid segregation; homologous chromosome segregation; attachment of mitotic spindle microtubules to kinetochore
Cellular component (GO): monopolin complex; nucleolus; mitotic spindle
Molecular function (GO): protein binding; microtubule site clamp
Source: RefSeq, a predicted model, not a curated record
AUGCCCAAGCGAAAGGCCCAGGCCAAGCUAUCUGGCUUUGUCGGAUCCGACGAUGACGAUCUGAUGGGAUUUACUGAACACGAAACUAUACCUCAGGGCCAGGAACAUGAACCAGAACCGCAUGACGAACCUCCGGCCAAGAAGCGAAGAGGCCGACCACGCACGUCGAACGAGAUUGCUGCCGAUGCGAAAACUACUGCCAGAUCGAAGAGGCAAGGGUCAUCACAGGCGCCAGAGGAAGAAGCGCCCGCGAAGGCUACUCGGCGAGGAAGGCCUCGUGGCACUUCCGACACCGCGGAACCUUCGCGCGCAUCGGUAGCAAAACAACCGGUUGAGCCUCAGGAAGAAAUACAGGAGCAAGAAAAUCCUAAGGCGACGCGAACGACAAGGACGGCAAGAUCUACUGCGACCCGUGGUCGAGGUCGAGGCCGAGGUCGUACGGCCAGUGUCGCCAGGCCAUCGGUAACAGAUGGCGAUUUCGAAUAUACACCCACGCGCGCGCAAUCAUCACAGAAGGAGGUGGAAAUCCCCGACACGCAAAUGAAUGACGCUCAUGCGACGGGACACGAAGUGGAGGAGUCGAUCAUGCCCGAGCCAUCUGCGAACUAUGCACAGUCGACUAUCACCAAGAAUGCAAAGGCCCGCGCGGCCGCAGCGCGCAACAGUCAGGACGCCUCUCCGCGAAAGCGCAAGUCUGGUGUUGCUACUGAACAGGCAGAUCCGGAGCUGAGACGUCGCAUUGGGGAUCUUACAAGGAAAAAUGAUGCGUUGGAAUCUAAAUAUCGUGAUCUUCGAGAGAUUGGUGUUGAAGAGGCGAAAACAAAUAUAGACAAGCUGCGGAAGCAGUGUGAAAGCAUCACGAUGGCUUCUGACAAACUCGUUUCUUCCCUCAAAACUGAAUUGGAGGCCCAGAAAGCAUUGGGACAACAGAGUCGAGGUCUCCAAAAACAAUUGAAGGAGCGUGACGCCGAGGUGGCUCGGCUCAAGACCCAAGCCGAGGGGGCCGAAGCUCAGCUGUCUUCGGCGCAAUCCGAGAUCAAAGCCUUGCAAACAAAACUUGCUGCUGCCCGGAACACAGCUGCCGGUUUGGAAUCCGCGGUCAAGGUCCCUGGAAGCGCCAUCAAGGGAGGUGCCGCAAACCGCGCAGCUGCAGCUGCAAAUGCCGAAGCAGUCCAGUCCGCCCAACUGGCCCAGCUGAGGGAAGACUUGUACAGUGACCUGACAGGCCUCAUCAUCCGCGAUGUCAAAUCAAGAGAUGAGGAUCACCUGUAUGAUUGCAUCCAGACUGGAGUCAACGGAACGCUUCAUUUCAAGUUGGUCAUCCCCAAAACAACAAGCGGGGCAUGGGAGAAAGCAACCUACCAGUAUAUGCCGCUUCUAGACGCCAACCGUGACCGCGAAUUAGUGGACAUUUUGCCUGACUUUUUGAUGGAUCACAUCACUUUUGAGCGACAAGCUGUGACGAAGUUCUACUCGCGUGUCAUCGAUGCUCUGACCAAGCGACGGAUCAGCUCUACAUAG